This is a messenger RNA of Cynara cardunculus var. scolymus (artichoke), 1065 nucleotides long. RefSeq names its product probable pectinesterase 29. Gene Ontology annotation, biological process: cell wall modification. The transcript is spliced from 5 exons. Gene Ontology annotation, molecular function: pectinesterase activity. The record is from RefSeq and is a predicted model, not a curated record. NCBI's taxonomy places the organism in Eukaryota, Viridiplantae, Streptophyta, Magnoliopsida, Asterales, Asteraceae. The coding region runs from base 1 to 1065 and encodes 354 amino acids.
AUGUUAAUUAAUCCCACCAUCAAAAUGGCAAUUCUUCUAACUCUUCUUGUCUUGUUCUUGGAUUUCGGAAGAUCACAAGGUGGCGGUGGAGGAAGAAGACCACCGUCGGAGUAUUGGAGUAGUGGCGGAGCAACGGGGGCGAAGUAUCAAACGAUCGUUGUCGAUCAAUCGGGUCGGGGAAACUACACCACCAUUCAGGCAGCCAUUGAUGCCAUUCCUUCAGACAAUAUGCAAUGGGUUUGUGUUUAUGUUAAGACGGGCUUUUACAACGAACAAAUUAAAAUCCCUAGUGAUAAAUCCAUGAUUUAUCUUAAAGGAGACGGUAAAAGAAAAACCUACGUCGUAUGGAACUCAAAUGACUCCAUUGAAACCGAUGCCACUUUUACUUCAGAAGCUGAUGACGUGGUGGUCAAGAGCAUCUCUUUCAUCAAUUCUUACAACUACCCAUUGGGAAGCAACGACAACCCUAUUGCACCGGCAUUGGCCGCCAAGAUCUCCGGCGACAGAUCGGCGUUUUAUCGUUGCGGUUUCAUGGGUGUUCAAGAUACGUUGUGGGAUGUUUCAGGCCGACAUUACUUCAAACUGUGCUCGAUACGAGGCGCCGUCGAUUUCAUCAUGGGAUCUGGUCGAUCCAUAUACGAGAGGUGUACGUUGUCGGUGAUUGCGGGGUUCUUAAGUCCACAACCGGGGUUCAUCACUGCACAAUCAAGAGACGAUGCUAGUGAAACGAACGGGUUUGUGUUCAAAGAUUGCAACGUGAUCGGAAAUGGCACGACGUACUUGGGAAGACCAUGGCGAGGCCAUGCUCGAGUUCUUUUCUAUAACUCAACGUUGUCAAACAUUGUCGUUCCUGAAGGAUGGCUUCCCGGGGAUUUGGAUAGCACCACAGAGAACGACUUGAUGUUUGCGGAGGACGGUUGUCGUGGCGAAGGAUCAGAUACGUCGGGGAGAGCGGGGUGGGUAAAGAGGCUGAGCAAGGAGGAGGUAUGGAAGUUGACAAGCAUGUCUUACAUUGAUGAAGAAGGUUGGAUUAAGGAUCAAGCUUUCAACAUGUUGCCUUCUUGA